GUUAUAACUUCCUUUUCUGCGAUGACUAGGAAUCAAUCCAAUACCGUAUAUUUAAAAUCACUUGCAUCCCCUGGUGAACAAUACAGCUUGACCAUGGCUUUCUUAUUGUGUGUGUUUGUGGCACUGUAUAUUGCACAGAGUGCUGAAGAGGACAGAGUGGGUAUCGUGGGGGGUACUGAUGCUGCACCCCAUUCCCGCCCCUACAUGGUUUCCCUGCAAGUGGGCAAGAGUCAUCUAUGUGGAGGAAUUCUGGUCAGGGAGGAUUUUGUGCUCACGGCUGCCCACUGUAAUGGUUUCAGGCGAUACAGAGUCGUCCUGGGUGCUCACUCCCUAAAUUCACGCGAAUCAACUCAACAGGCGCUGUACAUAAAGCGAUUCUACCCACACCCAAAAUACAACUUGGAAGCCAAUGACAUCAUGCUACUCAAGCUGAAUGGGAAGGCGAAGCUGACUAAAUUUGUCCAGGUGAUCCCUUUGAUGACUCAGCGACUGCCACCAGGCAAGGUGUGCAGCACUGCAGGCUGGGGGGAUGUGGGUGAUAAUGGCACCCUCCCGAACAAACUGCAAGAGGUGAACACCACCAUCAUCGGACAGAAGAAGUGUGCAAAACUGUGGAGAGGCAGCGUUAAGAUCACCAAGCGCAUGGUGUGCGCGACAGGCCAGCGCCAAUUCCAAGGCUUUUGUUCGGGGGAUUCAGGAGGUCCACUGGUGUGUGAUGGGAAGGCAGCUGGCUCCGUUUCCUUCUCAGGACAGCGUUGUGGAGAUUCCAGGACCCCAGAUGUUUAUAUGAACAUUCCCAGCUACAGGAGAUGGAUCAAAUAUGUUCUUAAGCGUGGAUAAUAUCAUUAGUUUUCAUAAUUUCUGUUACAAAAAUGAAGUUUUAUUUUACUUUGCUUUCUUUUUUGCAUUCUCAUUAAACAAAUGAACUAUU
Messenger RNA from Conger conger (European conger), 931 nucleotides. RefSeq names its product mast cell protease 1A-like. Gene Ontology annotation, biological process: proteolysis. The transcript has 5 exons. Bases 22 to 840 code for a protein of 272 amino acids. Gene Ontology annotation, molecular function: serine-type endopeptidase activity. Lineage: Eukaryota; Metazoa; Chordata; Actinopteri; Anguilliformes; Congridae. The record is from RefSeq and is a predicted model, not a curated record.